This is a messenger RNA of Verticillium dahliae VdLs.17, 831 nucleotides long. RefSeq names its product vip1. Lineage: Eukaryota; Fungi; Ascomycota; Sordariomycetes; Glomerellales; Plectosphaerellaceae. Gene Ontology annotation, molecular function: RNA binding. The record is from RefSeq and is a predicted model, not a curated record. Bases 1 to 831 code for a protein of 276 amino acids. The transcript has a single exon.
AUGACUGCCAACACCGUCCACGUGAAGAACAUCGCUUCGGCGACCGAGGACAAGGAGAUCCGCGACUUCUUCAGCUUCUGCGGCAAGAUCACGAGCCUCGAUGUCACCCCCGCCGGUGAGGAGAAGGAGGCCACCGUCACCUUUGAGAAGGAGACAGCAGCCAAGACCGCCCUUCUGCUGAACAACACAAAGCUCGGCUCCUCCCACAUCAGCGUCACCAGCGCCAGCGGCGACGCCUCCGACGACGGCUCCCACUUCACCAAGACGGACGCCAACCGCGACACGGAUGAGAUCACCCAGGAGGAGAAGCCUCGCACCCGCAUCUUCGCCGAGUACCUCGCCCACGGCUACGUCGUCGGCGACGCCACCCUGCAGCGCGCCAUUGAGCUUGACAGCCAGCACGGCAUCUCCUCCCGCUUCCUCAACACCCUCCAGAGCCUCGACCAGAAGUACCACGCCACCGAUCGCGCCAAGGCCACCGACCAGUCCUACGGCAUUUCUGCCCGCGCCCAGGGCCUCUUCGGCGGCCUCAGCAGCUACUUUGAGCAGGCCGCCAGCUCCCCUACCGGCCAGAAGAUUGUCAGGUUCUACGAAGAUUCUCAGCGCCAGGUCGCUGACAUUCACGCCGAGGCCCGUCGCCUGGCCGACCUCAAGAAGGAGCAGUCCGGCGGCAGUGCCUACAAGGCCUCGGGCCUCGAGAAGAUCUUCGGCAAGGAGAAGGAGAAGACGGUGCCCCCUCAGACCGGCGAGACGGUCGGUACCGCCGCCCCGACGCAGCCUGACGACAGCUCGUCUGUGCCCCUGUCUAAGCCCGGCGGCGAGAAGGCAUAG